GAGGUGUGAUUUUCAAAUUUAAUUGUAUAAAUAAAAAUAAAAUUAGAAAAUAAUGGUAGUGGGUGUUUUUCCGGCUCUCAAAUUGGGAGUUUUAUUUGUUAAACAAAUUAGUAAACCUUUAGCAAAGUUUAUUGUUAACCAAGCAAAGAAUCAUCCUGUGUUUAGAACGUACUUUAUUAUACCGCCGGCGCAAUUUUAUCAUUGGGCAGAAGUAAAAGGUAAAAUGUAUGUAAUGAAUCUUGGUAAGCCCACAAAAGUUGCAAAGUUGAAUGAAACAAUGGCCAUAGAAUUGGGAGCUAAUUUGAUGGGUGAGGUUAUCAUCUUUAGCGUUGCUGGUGGUUGUUUAAUAUUGGAGUAUAACCGCCAAGUAGCAAAAGAAGCAAAAAAAGAAGAAGCACGUCUUCAACAAAUACAAACAUUUACAAAUGAAAUUGAAAAUUUAAACAGAAUUACAUCUCAACAAGAAAAUCAAAUCCAAUAUCUAUAUGAAGCUGUUGAAGAAUUAGCCAAACACACAAAGCAUAAAUUGAUUGUGAAGCCAGUAGUAAAAGAAAUAAAUCAACAAGUGAAAAAUGUUCAUGUUAAUGAAAAUCAAAAUAAUAUUAAUUCAAAAAAUGAAAAUGUAUCAAUAAUUGAUCGUGCUUUAGUCUAUUAUAAAGAUAAUGUAAAAUCAGACAAACUCAGUUAA
Messenger RNA from Habropoda laboriosa, 688 nucleotides. RefSeq names its product putative OPA3-like protein CG13603. The transcript is spliced from 2 exons. Bases 53 to 688 code for a protein of 211 amino acids. NCBI's taxonomy places the organism in Eukaryota, Metazoa, Arthropoda, Insecta, Hymenoptera, Apidae. Gene Ontology annotation, biological process: regulation of lipid metabolic process. The record is from RefSeq and is a predicted model, not a curated record. Gene Ontology annotation, cellular component: mitochondrion.